Molecule: messenger RNA, 1916 nt
Organism: Clupea harengus (Atlantic herring)
Lineage: Eukaryota; Metazoa; Chordata; Actinopteri; Clupeiformes; Clupeidae
Exons: 16
Coding region: 217-1167 (316 amino acids)
Molecular function (GO): protein binding
Source: RefSeq, a predicted model, not a curated record
CGUUGAUUUUAUUUUCGUUGUCAUUAAAAAAAAGCAAUAUACAUGCGUUAAUUGAAGUGAGGCCAAAAAGGCCUAACACACCUCUAACGUUUGUCCUUUAUUUACAGUGCACCCGUAGAGAAAGGCUCUCCUGAUAUCAGGACAUCAGUCGCUUGCGGAAGUGCUCAUGUUUUGCUGCCAGAUGACAGAGCAAGCAUACAGCUGUGGUGACAGAUCAUGCCACCUAAAGAUCCUCUUCUAGAGACCCUCAAAGUGUGCAUCCUGAACUUCAGCCAAUUCGGGACCCCAGUAACGGACUCCUGUCCCCAUCUCUCUUCGUGCUGUGAACUAUUAGAGCUUAUACUUCGGAAAGGAUUACAGCAACCGUUGUUGAGUUUGGUUGAGAGAGACUACUGGCAUAGCCUGGAGCAGCUCCAUCAGAAUGACACCUGUGGCAGGCUUGGCUCCGUAUCACUGGCAGUGGAUCAAACCACCAACUGUAAGAAGCUGCUGACAGCUCAGGGGCGAGGUCGUUAUUUCCUAAGGCUCGCACUGAACCGUAGGAUUCUGGGAAAUGUAGUCAAACACAUGUUGCACACACCCAAAGUCCUAGAGUUUUACAGCACUACAAUAUCUAUUCUGAAAAAUGAGGAGUUUUUGGAGCCCUUCGUGUCCCUGAUGCUGGUCAUCUCAGAAAUGGAGUUCAAGCUCUGCAUUGAGAACUGCAGUUUCCUGGAUGAGAGCUGGCUUCUACCAGUGCGUGAGCUGUAUGAGGCUGUCCCGUGUCGAGAGCUGGGGAUGGUGUUAAGGUACUUGAAUGGCCGUGUGUAUGUGCUGGACCUGCUCCAGGGCAGCCAGGCAGAAGUGGACCGAUUUGUGCAGCUCGGCGACAUCAUAGAUGAAAUUAAUGGGACCUCACUCAGGAACGCCAGUAAUGGACAGGCAGGUACGAUUCUGUCCCGGCUGAAGGGGCAGCCCCUCUCCCUGCAUGUGCUACGGUGCAGGGACCCCGACGGGGGCGUGUACCGGCCCCUGGUGAGGCCCGUGCGCCUCCUCCAGCUGGAGAACCCCACACUAUGCCUGGGGUCCACGGACCCAGCCCAGCGGUCCAGCACCACCCAGCGCAAACAAGACCAGUCGCAGUGUCUCCGAGAAGGCAGGCAAGAAAUCCACCACCUUCUGUUUUAAUUUUUAUUUAUUUUUUGCUGUUCGAAUCUCUCUUAUCUAAUCAGCUAGCGGCUGUGUGCAGGGCGGGUAUUUAAUCAGACCUCUAUGAAGUAGCGACAAGCUUUGUUGCAUGUGUGUAUGAGAUUAUUGAUUAGCAGGGCGGGUCUUUAAUCAGACCUCUGUGAAGUGGCGACAAGCUUUGUUGCAUGUGUGUGUGAGAUUAUUGAUUAGCCUACACACCUGAAACACACACACGAACCCUGCCUGGCAUGUUGACUCUCGAACUCCUCUCUUCAGCAGGAUUGUGUACAUUGUGCAGUUCUUGGGAAAGGCAAACAUUGGAAUGUACGGAGGCAAGGAGGUGUUACAGUACGGAAUCCCCUUUGUCCUGGAGAGGAGUGACUCUCGGAAGGAGGUCCUCCUGGAUCUAAAAGAAACCCACUUGACGUGUACAGAAAAAUCCACCAAGCUUGAGCUGUUCCGGCACCACUACCCUGAGAUAUCCUGCGUCGGGAGAUUCAGCCGUCCAGACUACAGGAUCUUUGCUCUCUGUGUGGCGGACGCUCCAGACACCCCCAUGUCUACAGGCUUCUGCUGUGUGGUGCUGCAGGCUGCCACAGCCCAGGAGUGUGAGGACAUCGUCAGCCGCGUAGCUGCUGGAUUCAAGCACACAGAAUGGUCUGUAUGAGGUGCACCACCAGCUGAAGACCCAACUACUCCAAUGUUGCCCAUGUAUAGUGAUCUUUCAAAUUAAAGUACCCUAAAUGAGA